AUUACUUCUAUAAUUAAUACUUGUUUUAAAAUUUAUUUUUAGAAGAGUUCGUUUCAAUGAAGUUAAAUUUAAAAAAUGGUUUACAUUAUUACUUUUAUUUUUAUGAUAAUAUACACGAUUAUCACGUACAUUAUCAAAAUUAUCUACUUCAACAACCAAAAACUGAAGAUGUAACUAACUCGUUGAAAAUACAUGAAAAUAAUAAUAGCUCCAAUACAAUGGAAGUUGAUGAAAAAACACAAAAUGUCAAUAUUGGACAAGAAGAAGAUAAUUACGAACUAAAUGUAAAGAAUUGGUGUAAAUUAAACUCAACAACGACUAUAACUACUUUUAUUAUAAAUAAUAAAAUAAAUUUUGAAAGUUUGCCAAUCGAUUAUAAAGAUGAAAUAAUAGAUACAUUUUUUAAAGUAAACGAAAAAGCCGAAAAUGUAAAAAGAGAACCUUCUUUUAUUCUCUAUUAUGAGACUUAUAUAUUAAAUAAGUUUAACGAAGGAGCAGAAAAUUUACCACCGGGUAAUAUUAAAUGGUGUGAACAGAAUAUAAAAACUGACUCAGAGGCGGUGACAGACGAACAGCAGUUAGUUGUAGACGAUAAAGUAACUGACUCAAAGGCGAUGACAGCAGAACAGCAGUUAGUUAAACCUUAGUUUAGCUAAAGAGAAUUAAUUCUAUCCAACAUCUAUAAUUUUAAUUUUUUUUUUUUUUGUUAUAAUAAUAAAUACCAAAAAAUAAUUAUGUGUACCAAAUUUUCUUUGAGAAAAAUUAUCUUAAUAUUUAUUUAAUUAUAUAAUACAUUUAGUUGUACGAUAAAUACUAAAAUACAUACCUUUCAAUUUUCAUUUUUAUUUUAUAAUAAUAAUAUUUAUUGUAAUGGUAUAUAAUAACUACCAGUAUUUUAUUAUAUUUAAUAUGUUACUUUUUAAAGACAAUAAAUUAAAAUUCAAUUCAAUUAUUUAACACGAA
Molecule: messenger RNA, 963 nt
Organism: Aphis gossypii (cotton aphid)
Lineage: Eukaryota; Metazoa; Arthropoda; Insecta; Hemiptera; Aphididae
Exons: 14
Coding region: 57-647 (196 amino acids)
Source: RefSeq, a predicted model, not a curated record